Panicum hallii is the source of this 1213-nucleotide messenger RNA. RefSeq names its product transcription factor MYB2-like. Gene Ontology annotation, cellular component: nucleus. Gene Ontology annotation, molecular function: sequence-specific DNA binding; DNA-binding transcription factor activity. The record is from RefSeq and is a predicted model, not a curated record. Bases 143 to 1213 code for a protein of 356 amino acids. Gene Ontology annotation, biological process: regulation of DNA-templated transcription. The transcript has 2 exons. Lineage: Eukaryota; Viridiplantae; Streptophyta; Magnoliopsida; Poales; Poaceae.
CUCAGGUCUCCACUCUCCAGAGCACAGGUUCAAAGGCAGCAGCCUUCUCACUGAUCGUCCUCUGCCUACCAGUAAUCCAGCCUUGUUACCUAGCUCGCCGCAACAGCCAGCAGCGUCAGCGGCCACCGCCGUCUUGAUCAGCAUGGACAUGGGCAUGGGCGGCGGCUUGGAUGAGCUGGAGGUGCUGGCGAUGAGCCCCGGGGGCUCGGCGGCGUCGGCGGGCGCGGCGGGCAGCGAGGACGAGGCCGACCUGCGGCGGGGGCCCUGGACCGUGGAGGAGGACCUCCUGCUCGUCAACUACAUCGCCGCCCACGGCGAGGGCCGCUGGAACUCGCUCGCGCGCUCUGCAGGCCUGAAGCGCACCGGCAAGAGCUGCCGCCUCCGGUGGCUCAACUACCUGCGCCCUGACGUGCGCCGCGGCAACAUCACGGCGGAGGAGCAGCUGCUCAUCCUCGAGCUCCACUCGCGGUGGGGCAACCGCUGGUCCAAGAUCGCGCAGCACCUCCCGGGCCGCACCGACAACGAGAUCAAGAACUACUGGCGGACGCGCGUGCAGAAGCACGCCAAGCAGCUCCGCUGCGACGUCAACAGCCGCCAGUUCCGCGACGUCGUGCGGCACGUCUGGAUGCCCCGACUCGUGGAGCGCAUCCAGUCGGAGUCAGCCGGGGCCGGCGCGGGUGCUGGUGCCGCGGGCGGCGGCCAAGCGGCGGCCGCGGCUGCGCCGGCGACGACCACGGCGAGCAUGCCGGCCGCGUACCACCUCGGCCCGUACGGCGGCCACCGGCAAAGCGCCGACGUCGUCGUCCCGCCGAACAAGUCUCACGGCGGCUACGCCCACGCGGACUACUACAGCUACAGCGAGCCGGGCCAAGCGGCGGCGCCGGCGGCCAUGAGCCCCGACGACACCUCCAGCGCGCUGCGGUCGACGCUGACGGACGCGUCGCACGGGGCGCAGCAUCAUUACGCCACGUCGGCGGCGACCCCGACGAACGAAGGCUGCGGGGCCGCCGGUGGCGCGGCCGCCGGACCGAUGACGGACGGCGACGACGUGGUACAGGAGGAGGAGGACGUGUUCGCCGGGACCUGGUCGGAGCUCCUCGCGACCGCCGGCCGCGACGACGACUCCAACUCCAAGAUCGGCCUGCCGGAUUUCGAGCUGGGCGAUUUUGAGAUGUGGAGCCUGGAGGAUCUUUGCUUACAGCAGCUGUGCUGA